Messenger RNA from Epinephelus fuscoguttatus (brown-marbled grouper), 6895 nucleotides. Its product is annotated as glutamate receptor-interacting protein 2-like. NCBI's taxonomy places the organism in Eukaryota, Metazoa, Chordata, Actinopteri, Perciformes, Serranidae. Gene Ontology annotation, molecular function: protein binding. The record is from RefSeq and is a predicted model, not a curated record. The coding region runs from base 509 to 4069 and encodes 1186 amino acids. Gene Ontology annotation, biological process: neurotransmitter receptor transport, endosome to postsynaptic membrane. The transcript has 25 exons.
CUCUCUUUUCCCUCAGUGUCUCACUUCUCUCGUCGCUUCGUUCGUCGGAUUUUUUCUGUGAGCUGGAGAAGAGGGACGGAAGAGGAGGAAAAAAGAAGAGAAGAAGAAAGACUAAGAUAAAGAGAAUGGAUGAGGUGUUCGUGGGACUAAACCUGAGCAAUUAAGUGCUGCAUUAUAAAAGGGUGAGAAAGAUUGGAGGUGAAGAAGAAGACCAGACCGAGGAGAGGAAGAAGAGAGAAGGGGGAGGAGGAAGAGGAGGGGAUUUUGGGAAAGCUAGAGAGGCACAGCGCUGGAAAGACGAGAGAGAAGAGAGGAAGACAAGAAACAAGUGAGUGCAGAGUGGUGAAAGUUAUCAGGAUUCCCAAAAAAGCAAAAAAAAGACAGAGUUAGAAAAGAAGUGGGAGAAAAAGAAGAAGUGAAGAAGACGGAAGAGAAAACAAGGGAGUUAAGGAUAAGGAGAAAAAGGAGGUCUGACACUUGAACCUCAGUCAGCCAUCUGUCAGCCAGGAUGGACAAAGUAGAGCGAGUGAUGAAGAUGGUGAAGAGGAUGUCACCGAGGAAGAAGAGGAGAGAAGGAGGAGGAGGGAGAGGGGGAGGACCGGGGGAGCUGGAGAGCCCGGACACCCUGUGUGACGAACUCUGCCGCUUUAGCCUCUGCAUCAGUGAUGAUGGCCCAUAUGGAAAAACAAAGGAUAUCUCUGGACCAGAACAGACCAUGGCCUCCAGAAGACACAGUAUACCAGAAGCUCUGCGGGGGGUGACCAUGGUGGAGCUGGUGAAGAAAGAAGGCAGCACGCUGGGCCUCACCAUCUCAGGAGGAACCGACAAGGACGGGAAACCACGGGUAUCGAACUUACGGCCUGGAGGACUGGCGGCCAGGAGUGACCAGCUAAAUGUCGGUGACUACAUCAAGUCGGUGAACGGGAUCAAUCUGACCAAACUGCGGCAUGAAGAGAUCAUCAGUUUACUGAAGAACGUCGGAGAGAGAGUUCUGCUGGAGGUGGAGUAUGAACUGCCCCCUACAGCACCAGACAGCACCUCAGGGGUUAUAUCAAAGACAAUCGACAUCUGUUUGCACAAAGAGGGGAACAGCUUUGGUUUCGUCAUGAGAGGUGGUACCCACGAAGACUGGCACAAGUCACGCCCCCUAGUGGUCACCUACGUCAGGCCAGGAGGUCCUGCAGACAGAGAGGGCACACUGCGACCCGGUGAUCGUCUCCUCAGUGUGGAUGGCGUGCCACUGCAUAACGCUAACCACAGCGACGCCCUCAGCGUGUUGGCUCAGUGCGGCCAGGAAGCCCUGUUCCAGAUAGAGUAUGACGUUACUAUCAUGGACACAGUAACAAACGCCUCCGGUCCGCUAUUAGUGGAAAUUGCAAAGGCGCCAGGAGCAACGCUGGGUAUCACGCUGACAUCGGCCAAUCAUCGAAACAAGCAGGUCAUUGUCAUCGACCGGGUUAAACCUGGCAGCGUGGUGGACAGAUGUGGAGCUCUGCAUGCCGGAGAUCACCUGCUGUCCAUAGAUGGGACAUCAACAGAACACUGUACAGUCCUGGAGGCAACACAGCUAUUAGCGAGCACAACAGAACUGGUGAAAUUAGAAAUACUUCCCUCCCAUCAAACAAGACUAACUGGGAAACAGCACGACACAGUGAAGGUUCAGAAGUCGGACCACCCCCACUCCUGGGACCCCUGUGUGAACUACUGUCACCCUUCAAACUCCACCCUCUGCAACACAAGCGCCACCCUCAACAAGUCGUGGACCGCCUCAAAUAAUAACACCAUCAACAGUCUCGACUACUGCAAGUCUCUGGUGUCUGCCAGUUUCUCUCCCGGCUCAACAACUACAUCAGGCCCCAGUAGCCAGAGCUCCAGCACCCUGCCCAGGCCCACAGUUCCCAUGAGUCCACGUAACUCGCUGCUCAAACGACGGCAGAGAAAGAAAGAGCACAAAAGCUCCUUGUCCCUGGCGUCGAGCUCGGUGGGUCCGGGUGGUCAGGUAGUUCAUGUAGAGACCAGUGAGGUCGUCCUAACAGGCGACCCUCUCAAUGGCUUUGGUGUCCAGCUGCAGGGAGGAAUAUUUGCCACCGAAACGCUGUCUGCACCCCCACUUAUCCGGUUCAUAGAGCCUGACAGCUCUGCAGAGAGGUGUGGCCUGCUGCAGGUUGGAGACCGCCUCCUGUCAAUCAAUGGAAUCCCCACAGAAGAUGGAACACUAGAGGAGGCCAAUCAGCUUCUCCGAGAUGCGGCGCUGACCAACAAGGUCACACUGGAGAUAGAAUUCGAUGUAGCAGAGUCCGUGGUGCCUAGUAGUGGUACGUUCCACGUCAAACUGCCGAAGAAAAGAGGAGUGGAGCUGGGGCUCACCAUCAGUGCCAGUAAGAAGCCAGGAGAGCCCCUCAUCAUUUCUGACAUCAAGAAGGGCAGCAUGGCCCACAGAACAGGAACACUGGAGCCUGGUGAUAAGCUGUUGGCCAUCGACAACAUACGACUGGAGAACUGUUCCAAAGACGAUGCAGAGCAGAUCCUGCAGCAGUGUGAGGAACUGGUCAAACUAAAGAUACGCAAAGACGAAGACAACUCAGAUGAGCAGGAGACGUCAGGCAGCAUCAUCUACACAGUGGAGCUGAAGCGGUACGGAGGCCCUCUGGGUAUCACCAUCUCAGGCACCGAGGAGCCUUUUGACCCCAUCACUAUAUCCGGCCUAACCAAGAGAGGCCUGGCCGAGAGGACAGGGGCGAUUCAUGUAGGUGAUCGGAUCCUGGCUAUCAACAGCGUCAGUUUAAAAGGGAAGCCCCUGAGUGAAGCUAUCCACCUGCUGCAGAUGGCUGGAGAGACGGUCACCCUCAAGAUCAAAAAACAGCUCGACAAUGUAGAGGAGAGGAAGGCAGCAGAGGCAGAGGACACAACAGAGAAUGAGCUCAGUGACCCUGAGGAGGACGAUUUGACGGACAGCCAACAGACCAACAAACUGUCAGAGCUCUACUCCACAACCAUUCCCAGCGUCGACUCUGCCAUGGAGUCAUGGGAUGGCUCAGGGCUGGACGCUGGCUAUGGCAGCCAGGGUACGUACAGCCACCAGGCAGCUGGUAUCGCCCUCCACCCUCAUGAGUGGCGUAGUGCCAAGCAGCAGCGCAGCAACACACCUCCACCAGGACGCCGGAAGAACUAUCCGUUCAGUGACGGAGGCUUCAGUGAGGAUGACUGGGACAAACCACCUGGAUUUAUUGGCCAACAACCAGACGGUAUUCUGUUGGAUCCAGAUGACAGUUUCUGGUGUCAGGCGCUUGAGGAUCUGGAGACCUGUGGCCAGUCAGAACUACUCAGAGAGAUCGAGGCAUCCAUCAUGACAGGAACAGCCAUCAGUCUGGGUGUAGACGGUGUCAACAAGCCUCCAGCUGAGCCCAUACUGAGCCACAGCAGGAUGAGCCCGCUGAGGAGAAACUCUCUCCUGCACCAGGGAAACCUGCUGCAUCAGGGUACACACCUCCACCAGGGUGCCCAUCUGCAUGAAGAGGCCCACCUGCAUGAAGAGGCUCAGCUCCACCAAGACCCCCACCUGCUCCAGGAGGCCCAUUUCAACCAUGAGGCCCACCUGCACCAGGGGGCCCACAUCCACCAAGAUAACCAGUCCCCUCUCCUGCACCACGAGCCCAAGGCCAAGGCCACAUUGAGAGUGUCAGAGAGGACGUGGGAAUCUCGUCGGAUCAAAGAGGAGAUGCAGGGGAUUCUGUCCCCGACGCCUUUGGAGCUGCACAAAGUGACGGUGAUAAAGGACCCAGAGAUCGAUGACUUUGGCUUCAGCGUGUCAGAUGGCUUCUUGGAGAAAGGAGUUUACGUCAACAUGAUCAGACCUGACGGGCCAGCUGACAGAGCCGGGCUCAAACCCUACGACAGGAUCCUACAGGUGAACCACGUGAGGACGAGGGACUUUGACUGCUGCCUGGCGGUGCCUCUGAUCACAGAGGCUGGGGACAGACUGGAAUUGGUCAUCAGUCGCAACCCGCUGGCAAACGACGAGGACGCAGAGGACAAUAACAACACUUUAGACCACCCACUAGACCUGUAACACAACACACACACACACAAACAAAAAGACAGACAGAUGAAUCUCUGGACAUACACACACAUGUAUUCACUCUGUCACACUCAGGCAGGAGAUAUACUCAAACUGGUGAUGAAGUGCAAAGUUGUAUCUACAGGAACUGGCCCAAACACACACACUCCACCGGCUUGCAAUAAUUCUACUUAAACACAGAGACUCCUUAAGGAACACACACACACACACACACACACACACACACACACAGAAACACACACCUGCAUGCUCACACAGUCACCCCCUCCCAUUCACACCGGGUUGAACUGCUGUCGUAUCGUAUAUUUCUCCAUGGAAGCACUGGCUCAGUGCAGAGAAACCACCAGAGACACUCUCCUGAAAGCUGGCUCGGAGUCCUCGCAGUGUUGCUCCAACAUAAACAACCACUUACUUGGCACUUUAACCAGCCAUUACGGAUUCUGACUCUUUAAAUAUUGUUUUUACUUAAAACAAAUGAAUAAAAACCUGCAAUUUGGGUGAGGUAAUUUCAGCUGUUUGUAAUGCCAGGCCACAGGUUUAUAGAGGUUUCUAGUGCCGGGGAUCUGCCUUAUUACAUAAUAUUGUAGGUGAUUUUAGGAAAUUUAAAGUGAAACUGCCUCGCUCAGUUUGCAGGUUUUAUUUGUUUUAAGAACGGCUGUUGACACUUUCUUGAGGACUGGACCAACGGUUGAUAGAGGAACUGUUUCAGACUUUGGUCUACACAGAUGUAGCCAUAAUAGAAGUCCAUAUUGCUGCUAAGAGUCAAAUACUGCUGCUCCAAUGCAAUUCACUCAAUUAAUUUCCUGGUAAAGUCAAGUUUAGCUCUUUUUUCACUUGUCGCAUUAAGGUGGACUUCUAUAUUGGAUACCUUUGCACAUCAUAAGGUCCAAACAGUGAUAUAAACAAGGAAAAAUUAAAUUUGUGCCAUCAUUACAAGGUUAAGAUGAUGAUGUCAUCACAACUGCCAAACUUUUUUUUUGAUCCAGUUAGAGGAAAGAGAACGAAGGAUAGGAGUUGCUUUCCUCUCUGACGAAACAUGGCAUCUUUAAAGGAUUUAUUAGCAAAGGCAACUUUUGCUGCAACACACUUGUGGAGAUGCCCCGGAGAAAACUGUGUUGCCAACAGAAGAACAUUUUCUUGCAACAUUUAGGAGAUUAUUGCCCCUUGUUUGCUUGUUUUGGGUUUUGCUGGGAGAGUUGCCAAUCUACAUUGCCCAGUUUGCCACCACAGUUGUCUGAGAGCACCUCGGCUCAUUGCUGGUCUACAAAGUCAAACAGCAGUAGCUACUGUAUACAUUUUAGAAGCAGAGCUCAUGAUUGGAGUCAAGGUUCAGAAUAAUCAUUAGUAACACCAAUUUUUGCCGUUAAAGCUGCUGUGUGAAGCACUUAAGAGAAAUUUAGUCCCACAUAAAUUUUCAGACAUUAGUAUAAUUGCUAUAAACAAACAUGAUGAACGAGUCUGUCACAGCCUCAACACUGUAUUUUACACUGUGAGCCACAGGGGCAGGUUCAGGGGAUAAUUGCUUUAUGACACAAAACAGGAUUAAAGCAAUAUUCCUCAGCAACAAACAGAUAAAGCUGGUGAGUUUCUGGUGAAAACAAAUGGUAGCAGACAUGAAAGGCUGAUGGGAACAUAUUAAUCCAACAUGGUUCAUCUUUACAGUAAACAGGGAAACGUGUAAUAUAGGGUCCGUUUGUUAUUUCCACUGGCGUACAUCAGAAUUCACACAGAUAUUCAAUACUUUAGAACAGUGCUGACUUACUAUAACUAAAGGUAACACCAAAGAUUGUUUGAGAAAUAUACAUUACUUAUGUGCAGAGGCAAAGAUUUGCUUCACUCACCAGCCGAUCCUGGUCAGGACAGUAUUACCAGUUGAGCAGUGACGCUAGCUGGCUGGAUAGUGGAUAAUACCAAAGACGGUGGAUAAACCAAGACAGUCCACUGCUAGUCAGUUUCCUGUAUCAGUGUCACGUGGGGUUUUCGACCACCACGCCCUUUCGGAGACUAACAGCAGGUCCUGAGUCCAUUGACUUCAGUGGGAGAAAUGAACGUGAUUACAGAUUAUGGCCGAUUCUUUCGCCCCAUAGUCAGGGAAGCAAAUAUUGGACCCAUUUAUCACAAGCCACAUAUCUUCAGAACAUUCCGACAUCAAAAUGGCAAAUUUCAGAUGGACAAAUCAGGAGAAAAUGUACCUGUUUCUGUCUCAACAACACACUCUCGCGAGAUCUGGCAACAGAUAUCUCCUCUCUGGUGCUGAAAUCAGUGCAGUUUCACUCUUCACUGCAGAGCUGCUGACAUUUUCCAAAACUAAAAAUAAACGGUCCAUGAAAAAAAUAUUUUUUCCAGCGGAUGUCUUAGUUACAACAUGAUUGAGCUAACUGGAGUAGUUUUAUGUUGUAUCUGACAACGGGAGGCUUUUAACAUCCUGAUGUUAGCUUUGCUAACUGUCCCUGUCAGCUGCAGCCACUGAUGAUUUCUAGACAUCGUGAUUUCCCUAAACUGAAUAAAUACCACACAUAGCAACACAAAACUGCUUUGCUAGCUCAAUCAUGUUGCAACUAAGAUAUCCGCUGGAAAAAAUAUGUUUUUCACGGCCCAUUUAAUGAGUUACUGAGUUAUUACAGACACCGCUAACGGCUAACAAGUAACGGUUAGCCCAGCUAAUCUACGAUAACCAUGUUAUUAAUUACAAAACGUGCAUACAGAAAUAGUAAUGUUUGUUCAAUCAUUGUGUUUAUAGACUUUACAAACAUCAGAUUAGUCUAAACAGUGAUAUAGUGACUUGAAAAAUGUGAUAUAUAUAUAUAUAUGGAGAAC